CUGAGACACACUGUUUUGAAGGGAAAAAAUCGCAAUUUCCCAUAUCGAUAAAUCGAUUUUUAUUGGCCAAAAUUGAGAAAAUCUUCAACCGGUCAUGAAAAUCAACCCUAAUCUGCUAGAAGCAAACCAAAAAUGUAAACGUCUGGUAGAUUUAAUCUCUCGAAUUGGUGAACUUCCGUCUUCUCACCCACUACUGAACGGUCAUCUCACUCCGGCAUUUCCAGUAGAACGAUCUGUUAGACAGUGAGAUCCGGUCAGUAUGCACCUCUUUGUCCUUUUCCUUCAUCCGCUUGUAAGUAAGCUUGAAAGUGUUUGUGGACAAGACCUCGUCGUUGCGUAUGCUGAUGAUAUAAGUAUCCUGGUCACAUGCUUCACUAAAAUUGAGUCUGUGAAAGACAUCUUCUCAUGCUUUGAGCGAGUCUCUGGUUCACGGCUAAAUUUGAGGAAAACGACAUCUAUUAACGUUGGACUCAUUGACGGCGAUCUCAUGAACCUCUCUUGGAUACACACGGCAGAACAAAUCAAGAUUUUGGGAGUUGUGUUUAGCAAUUCGAUUCGUAUCACGGCAAGAAUUAAUUGGGAGGAAAUAGUACAAAAGUUUUCGAGACAAGUGUGACUCUAUUCAACAAGAUUGUUAACAUUACACCAAAAGAUAAUUCUUUUAAACACAUACAUGACGUCAAAGAUAUGGUACGUCUCGUCAAUCCUCUCUCCGUACUGCACACACACUACUAAAAUAACAGCAACGUUGGGUAAAUUCCUUUGGCUGGGUGUUCCAACUCGCAUUCCUAUAUAACAACUUGCACGAAAGCGUGAACAAGGAGGAUUAAAGCUCCACAUUCCUGCGCUUAAAUGCAAAGCUCUUUUGCUAAAUCGACACAUUCAAGAGCUUGAAUAUACUCCAUUCUACAAAUUAUUCAUGAUACACAAAUAAGAAAUAUUAUUCCUUCUGAGCUCCUUUGCUUGAAAUACGUUAGACAAUGUUUCACCGAUCUGCCUGUCCAUUUGCAACAAGAUCCAUCGGCCGGGGCAUUCAUCAGCAAUACACAACAAUGACAGAAGUACCAAAAUUGGAGAGGAAUAACCCUGCAGUGAACUGGACGCGUGCGUGGGAAAACAUUGCUACUAACUAUCUGACGUCUGCACAAAAAAUUACAUCUUCGUGAACGAGAAAACCGAACAUAGGCUUCUAUUGUUCACAAUAAGGCGUGCAGACACAGAGGAGUGUGUCCAUUGUAACAAAGUCGUUGAAACACUUAAACACAAAUUCUGUGAAUGCCCACGGGUAGUAAAGGCCUGGAAUCUUCUGCAGCAUAACAUAUCAACGAUCAUUCCCGGAAGACCUGCAGAGCCCUACUAUGCAGAACAUAGGAUCUCUUAAAAGAGCAAAAAUCCUAAAAUUAUUUUGCAGUUAUUUGAAUUAUAUUAAACAAAAUAAUGUUAUAGGUUUAGCCGCUCUUGAAAUUGAAUUUCGUUGUACUUAGUUUUUAAUUUUCCACAAAAUUUUCAUGCAAGCUUGACCAAAUAAAAUAAAAAAAUCAACCGAGCAGACGAAAACGUCGAAAAUCACACUUUUCAACCCGUAACUCCGGAACCAGAGCUCUGAUUGGGAGCCCAUAGGCGCGAUAGAUCGUUCACUUAAAACUAAGUUUAGCCAAAUCGGUUCAAUCAUCUCUGAGAAAAGCAUUUGACAUUGUUUGACACAUACUGAGUUGAAUGGUAUAAGGCACUCAGCCCUGGUUUCCGAUUUUCAGAGUGAUUGCGUAAAAUUUGCCAUAUAAAAAAGGCUAAACAUUUAUUGUUCCAAAUCUCCACCGUAGGAGUAUGGAUUUCCACAAUCUAAUUUGCAUCUACGCUAGACAAGUAUUUUUGAAGCGUUCUAGUAAUAUAAACUGAAAGAAUAAAUAAGAACCUAAUAUAAAUUGGAUUUGUUAAAUUAUCAUAUUUGGAGCUAUUAUAUCAAACUAAUUUCGUUAUGAUUGGUAACAUGAUGAAUUAUGCACACGCACACAAAGAUAUUGUUCCAAUUUGUCGAAGCGAAACGAUUGACGCAGAAGGCUCGGCCUUCAGUACCUCGCAUAAGAAUUUGAAUGUUUAAGCGACUUCUGUACCAUCAUAGGAUUAAAAACUCUGUAUGAGCAGAGACCAACGCAAACCAAAUAUCUAUCCAAAAAUGCUAUUAUUAUACCACGUGUUCUCCAAUCGGUAACCGACAGACUGCAACGCUAAAACAACUCGAAAGACCACGCUCUUAUCUGACUACCGUAAAGUUUAGUCAAAUAACGAUGAUCAAGUGAUAAGAAAACGUGAAUAUUCAAUGGAACAUUACUGAAAAUCAGGCCUCUGAGCUACCACCAAAGUCUCGACGCUUUGUAACCGAUCUCGAAUUGAAGCCAUCCACCGUGUGCGGAACCAUGGAAUUAUCCAACAUCACCGAAUCGUUCCAGCAUGGGCUAGCGACUACACACACUACACCUCUGCUAGCGGAUGCAGAAACCGGCAUGAGUAACAACGAGGCCAAAUUGUUGGCCAUUCUAGCACUUGGAUUUGGCAGCUUUAUCUCUGGAAUUUUACCGCUGUUUAUCGCGCAGCGUAACAGAGAACGCUUUCCGGUAUUAAUCUCGUUCCUACUUUGCUUCGGUGCUGGUGUACUGUUAGCAACCGCACUGGUCCAUAUGCUCCCAGAGGUGCGGGACGGUUUGAAACAAUAUGCCGAGAUAGUAUUCUGCAUUGGUUUCUUCCUAAUCUAUACCGUUGAUGAAAUAAGUCACCUAUUCGGAGCCGGCGGGCAUGGUCACAGCCAUGGCGAACAGCCCGUUGCAGCAGUAAGGAGGGUCAGUCGGGAUUCGACUAGUGGAGAUCUGGAUAAUGGUCGCAGUUAUGGAACUAGUGAAGAGACAAAAUUGCUGAGUAAAAGUGAAAGCAGUAUCCAGAUUCCGCAGCGGUCAGCCGAGUGCGAUGGCGGCGAAACUAGUGAAAAUAUAGUAUGUUCAAAUGAGAAUCUCCCGCGGGUGAUGGUGGCUGCUGGUGAUCCCGAGGAGCAAGUGACGGGAGUGUUUAGUCUGCUAUUGGCACUGGUAGUACAUUCGCUGCUGGAAGGAUUGGCCAUUGGAGUCCAGAGCUCAGCACCUCAGGUUCUGCUUUUGUUGGGUGCCGUUAGUGCCCACAAGUACGUGGUAGGAUUUUGUCUUGGCGUGGAAAUCUGCACCCACGGAAGUCGCCACAAUUGUUCCCAUGUUUUACAAAUUUUAACCUUCUCGAUUGGGUCGGUUGCCGGCAUUGCCGUCGGCAUGGUUCUAGAUGAUAUAGGCCAAACAUUCAACAUGAUAGUGAUACCGAUCCUGCAGGGAGUAGCUGGCGGUACGCUGCUGUACGUGACCGUCAGUGAGGUGCUUCCGCGAGAACGCGGAAAGCGAGGACUUAUGCGCAAACGGCAAGUCGGGCUUCUGCAACUAUUUGCAGUGAUGCUAGGAUUUACGGUGAUGUCUAUUUUAAGUCUUUCAAUUGCUGAAAAGUAGUGCUAAUUUCAUAGUUUUAAAAUUUUUAUCUUAGUUAACAAAAUUAUGUAUGUGUAUAUGUAUCGAGUAAGUUUUAUGGAAAGUUAUAAAUGAAAGUUUUUUUUCUAUGCGCCAAUCGGCCCCCCAAGAUAAAUGCAUAGCUUAUAGUAGCGCGAUGCUAAAAGAAAAUGAGCAAACUGA
Messenger RNA from Topomyia yanbarensis, 3698 nucleotides. It is a transcript of the gene Zip88E, whose product is annotated as zinc transporter ZIP3. Gene Ontology annotation, biological process: zinc ion transmembrane transport. The transcript has 3 exons. Gene Ontology annotation, cellular component: plasma membrane. Lineage: Eukaryota; Metazoa; Arthropoda; Insecta; Diptera; Culicidae. The record is from RefSeq and is a predicted model, not a curated record. Gene Ontology annotation, molecular function: zinc ion transmembrane transporter activity. Bases 2415 to 3518 code for a protein of 367 amino acids.